Lolium perenne is the source of this 1344-nucleotide messenger RNA. RefSeq names its product protein FAR1-RELATED SEQUENCE 5-like. NCBI's taxonomy places the organism in Eukaryota, Viridiplantae, Streptophyta, Magnoliopsida, Poales, Poaceae. Gene Ontology annotation, molecular function: zinc ion binding. Gene Ontology annotation, biological process: regulation of DNA-templated transcription. The record is from RefSeq and is a predicted model, not a curated record.
AUGGCAAGUGCAAUACCAUCUAUUUUCCCAAAUGCUAUACACAAAUGUUGUUUGUUUCAUAUCAAGAAGAAAAUAGAUGACAAGGGAGGCACUGUAUUUCAAGCAAAUGAAGGCCUGUAUGAGGAACUACAAGAUAUAAUUGACAAGUCCUUGACAGUGCAUGAAUUCGAAACACUAUGGCAGCAAAUGAUAAAUGAGUACAAUGUGGGACAUAUUAAAAUAUUCCAAGAUCUUUGGAAAAGCAGAGAGAAGUGGGUACCAGUUUACUUCAAGAAUCAUUUCUUCCCAUUCAUACAAACAACGGCUAGAAGCGAAGGAACUAAUGCAUUGUUCAAGAAGGGAGUUGGACCACAAUUUAGCAUGACAAGCUUCUUGAGAGAAUACCAAAGAAUAAUGGAUAACAUGCAUGCAAAUGAAAACGAGUUGGAUCAUAAUGCAACUAACAAGAAAGUCAGGGAGAAAAAGUUCAUCACUCAAUACUACAUUGAACGGCAGGCACAUGAGCUGUACAAUUUAGCAAUCUUUAGAAAGUUCCAGCUAGUCCUAAAUGAUGUAACAAGACUCCAAAUAAGAGAAGAUGUUAAAGGGAAGAUGUACUGGGUGUUUCAGGCAGCAAAUUAUCCUGUAAAAGAGCAUAGGCACAGAGAGUACCUAGUACAAGUUAAUGAAGAAACAGAAGACUAUUCUUGCAUCUGCUGCAAAUUUGAUAAAGAUGGUCUUCUUUGCUCACAUAUCCUCAAAGUGAUGUUGCAACUGCAGGUAAACAAGAUCCCAGAUAAGUACAUAAUAGACAGGUGGCAGAAAAGAGAAAGAAAACUUCUGAAACAUAUUGUUCCACCACUAAAUGAGGACAUCACAGUUUUAAGAUUCAAUGUUCUUUCUAGAAUGUUAGGACACACGGCUUCAAAUGGUUCUAAGAACAAAAGAAAAUACCAAUAUUUGCUACAAGAGAUACCAAGACUUGAGGCAGAAAUGGCCAAAAUGGACACAGGCACAUAUGAUAUGUCAGCUAUGGGGCAGAACAGCUCAUCAAGAACAGUAGUCAAUCUGGAUCCUACAGGUGAAAGUGGAACGACAAUACAAUUACUUGACCCAGAUGUUGCUGAUACAAAGGGCCGCCCAAGAUUACUGACUAUAAAGGAAAGGAUUAAGCAAAAUAAGUUCUAUACCUGCAGCCAUUGUGGUUCUACUAAUCACACAAAGAAAAAAUGUGAUAAGUUGCAUUUGGUCUUCAAUUUGCCAAAGAAGAACAGAGGAAAGAAGAAGAAGAAAGAAAAUGAAGGUACACAAAAAAAAGGACAAGAAGCUGAAGCAGUCAAGUCCAGGGACAGAACUCAAGACUGA